AUGCGUGAAGAUAGAGGGAGACCGUCUAACGUUAGCACACUAUCUGGUGUUUAUGUAUUCCUUGGGUUCAGUGCAGGAGAGGAGAGGAGAGGAGAGGUGAGAAAAGGAGAGGAGGAUGUGGAUGGCCCCUCGGUACAUUUUCUUCGAUUCAGCGAGCACCGUUGUGCACUGAAUGAUCAACAACAGCACAGCACAGCAGCAACCCUACCCAUUCGUUCUGCAAGCGCCCAUCUCUUGGGGGACAUCCAACGUGAAUGUGGCCUUCUAUCGCUCCUUUCCAACAUAUCUCAGCAUCGACACACCACACUCACCAUACCCUCCGUACCCAUACCAUUCCAUCGAGACACACACAGCGAGGGACGCGAUUGGAGGAGGGGACCGAGUCGAAUAAAUUCUGUUGAUCGUUGUGCUUCGAUUAUAAUUUCCACUCAUUGCCUAUCUCAUAUGAAAAAUAUGAAGUAUGCCGUAACUGGUUCAUUGAAAAUAUCGCAGGAAGUAGUAUAUCAACCGUCACCACUUGCGAAUGGUAGCUAUAGUAAUCCGGGGUCGGUCGGUCUUCAAAAAGGUAAUGUGAAAGGAAAAGUGGCCGGAAGAUCGGAUUCGCGAGAUGUUGUGUUUUCACCGGCUGUUGGUCAAGGUGGACCACCACCGCCACAAAUGCCAUUACACAUACAGAAUUCGCCAGUUGGCACUGCACUACCCGGCACUGUCCGAAUGGAAGUACCUUCAUCUAGUUCUACACUGGGACCUCAACAAAUGCAACAGCAGGUGCCCAAUCAACAGAGUAUGGGUCCGGUUCCACCUUCUGCUUAUUCAGCUGGUAUGUAUCCAUCUUAUUGGCCACCACAGCAGAUGCGCUAUAUACAACCAGGAAAUUUACAUCCCGGCCAUUAUUACCCAGUGCAGAAUCAAAGUCCCAUGCCACCAUCAGCCUUUUCCGGAUAUGGUAUACCACCAGGAGUACGCCAUAUGAUGCCAGCAGGUUCAGCUAAAAUGCAGCAACCAUCACAAAUGGAAAUACAACGUAUGCCGAAUGGACCGGUGCCAUCUGAUUGGCAGUCCAGAAUAACUACUCCAAAAUCUCUUCCGGAAACAGUGCAACAAACUACUGGACAGCAGUCAUUGACUCCUUCGUCUGGAAUACCAGCACCAAGUCCUGGGGGUACCUCUUCAGCUGCCGAUGAAUCGUUGGAGGAUUCCAAAUCUUUGCCCGGUGCAUCCCCGAAUCCAUGGCCUCAUACGCCGUCACAGAUGAGUCAAGGACAUAGGACCCCGGUGCCUGCAAAUCGACCAAAUACACCCACAGUGAACAAACGGCAAGAUCCAACAUCCAUUAUUGAUAGACUAGUGGGACCCGUAACUGCUAUGAAUCCGCAACACAUUAUGCCUGAGAGGAGAGCUUUUUUCGAAAAAUUGGUCCAGUUCUGUGAACAACAGGGCGAACCAAUUACACAGGUUCCACAGGUUUCAAAGCAGACGGUCGAUUUGCAUCGUCUUUAUUUAGCUGUAAUGAAACGUGGUGGUUUUGAACAGGUAACGCGCGACAAGACAUGGAAACAGGUUUGUACAGAAGCAAAUUCGGAGAUGUCCGAGUCGUCUGCAGCUGGUUACCAGUUAAGGCGACAUUAUCAGAAAUAUUUGCUAGGAUUGGAAUGUUUGGAAACGGGCAAGAAUGCUAGUGAGGUGGUUGCAUUUGCAGAGCGUUUGAAAAAGCGCCGAAAAGAUAACAAGGAUCAUAAUGCGCAACAAUAUCCAGGACCUGGUAUGCUUUAA
Molecule: messenger RNA, 1773 nt
Organism: Acanthocheilonema viteae
Lineage: Eukaryota; Metazoa; Nematoda; Chromadorea; Rhabditida; Onchocercidae
Source: the annotation of a GenBank genome assembly